GCAUUCUUUGACAACAAGCAUGGCGCAAGUAGCGCAGCCUGACUACGACAAACCAGAUGACUCAGGGGAGAUUCGCGUUAAAGUUAUCUGUCUUGGGGACAGUGCUGUUGGAAAAUCCAAAUUGGUGGAAAGGUUCCUGAUGGAUGGAUACAAACCACAACAGCUGUCAACAUAUGCAUUGACACUUUUCAACCACAAAACAGAGAUCAAUGGUCAGAAGGUAUCAGUUGAUUUUUGGGACACAGCAGGACAGGAGCGAUUCAACAACAUGCAUCCUUCUUACUACCAUCAGGCCCAUGCCUGUAUAUUGGUCUUUGAUACUACAAGAAAGGUGACCUACAAAAACCUGCCUCAGUGGCUUAAAGAACUGAGAGAGUAUAGGCCAGAAAUUCCUUGCCUUUGUGCAGCAAAUAAAAUUGAUGUGGAUACGUCAGUUACAAAAAAGACUUUCAACUUUGCAAAGAAACACAACAUGCCAUUCUACUUUGUGUCUGCAUCUGAUGGAACUAAUGUUGUAAGGUUGUUCAGAGAUGCCAUUAAGGCAGCCAUGAAGUACAAAAGUAAUCCUACAGAUAUCAUGGAUGAGAUCAUGCAAGAAUUGGAGAACUUUGAUUUGGAUCCAGGAAACAGCAAUGGAGAUUCCAGCACAGACAAGAAAUCCAAGUCAGCCAUAGGGAGUCCAGCUACAGAUGACGGAGUUGUUAUUUCAUGAGCACUUUUUUCUCUCUUAUUUUCACUUGUUCUGUAAGUUAUUGCUGCUCCUUCAUGAUUAUAAAUGUGGAUAUUUGCCUCAGGCCAUCUAUUUCUGGUGUGUGGUAUAAAUGAAUGUUGGUUUUUACUCAGUACUGUAGUUGGGCUGUAAUGGCAAGUGAAAUUGCAAGUGGGGCUUAAAUGUUAGAUUGUGACAUUCUGAAUAAUUUUCUCCUAAAAUUUCAGUUUUUACACGAAUCAUUUACUUACAAUCAUGCUUUAAAUGCAGCUGCUCACAGGUUCUCUGAGGCUAUCACGAAGGAGAACAAACUGACCUUUAUUCUUGAGGUCUCCAGUAUCAUUUGACAAAGGAAUUCUCAGUUACAUCAAACUUCUCCACGUUGCUCAGCUUUUCCUUGUACUCAGUUUGGAAAUUGUAUUGCAUGAUACCCUGAUCUGAAUAGUGCAUCUUUGCCACUGCUGCAUCUGGUCUCCAUGACAACUGACACCAGUAGACUAGUUCCACUGGCAGAUCAGUUUGUCUGGUGAUCAACUAGUACCAGUAAUGGGAUGGCCGAUGGGGAUUUAGGAGAUUGAAUGGCUUUGAGCAUAUUACUUGAAACAAAAUGUGGUGGCUUUCUUGUACUGCUUGAGAGCUGUGUUUCUGGAGCAGUUAUAAACAAUCGUUUUGCACUGAAAUUUGUACAGAAACAAUUCAGAACUUUAGCCUAUGUCAUUUAAGCCCAACAUACCGUUUCACAUUUGUCCCUUUAAAUUUCAGCUUUUACACCUCUUAGUGACCUUCACAUGAGUAAAAUAAUUCACACGUGAAAUGGAAAUUAGGGCUUAAAAAUAUGCUAACAUUUAUCCUGCAGAUGUGUGAUACCGUGCUUAUACAGCCUCAGUAGCAUUAAGUCUUUAAACAUCAGCAUUUUCUUGGGAGCUGUAAGCUAUAAUGAAACUGAAGUGAAUAAUUUCAGGAGCUUCAUGAAUUGUCAUACAUGUAUGGCUUGCCAGUGUUUGUAUGACCUAUAACUUCACAGAAGCUUCAUCACAUAAACAGUUGUCAGGAUGAUUUCAUGAGGUCAUAGCCUGUAGCUGAAAGCAAUGCAUACAUCGGUAUUGGAUCUUUCUAUUUAUGCUUUUCAGUUCUUCAGCAUUGCAUUUCAAAUGUUUGUCACCAAUACAGUGACUAUUGGCUGUCCUGAGUUCAGAUCUGGUCUUAGGCAUGCUGUUCAUUUUCUGCAUUCAGCAUCUCAUUAUAGGGCAGACUGCUAUGCCAUGAAAUAAUUAGUUGUGGGCUCUGUGGGCUCAGCAUACACCCCUUUCUGUCCCCCUAUAAUUCAUGCCAAGAAGUAUAACAGUAAGAAUUUUAAAGGGGACAUAGGGCCUGUGGCCUUCUGCUAGUGUGAUUGUAUUUUUUGAUGUGGUGCUGUUGUCUAGCUUUUUGCCAUUCUGGUGAAGGAAUUAAAAAAGGAAGAGAAUAAUCUUGCUGUGAUUUUGCUCAUGAAAGUUUGAGCUUCAACCAAAUCAAGCUUGUUUGAUUUUAUACUGGUGAUGCUAGCCUGUGUGGAACAGUAGGUGUGCACAUGCUAGAUCCUUUAAAGUCAGAAAAUUUAUCUCUCUAAAUUCUAAAACUACGUCAGUGUGGGAUCUUGCAAAAUGCAGCUGAUCACAAAAAGGCAAGAUGUUACUCUUUUUCACUUUCACCUAAGGUCUUUAUUGAAAGUCACUGCAGCAUUGUGGGUCCAACAGGUAAACAUUUAUGUUAGAAAUCAGCAGAUAUUCAGAAUAGGGGAAAGAAAGAUAUGUGUUGUUUGGCCAGACAAGUUGACAUCUGCUAUUGACAUCAGGUGCUUACUGAAUUUGUGAUAGUACAGCUUUUACACAAGCUUAUUUAAUUGUAAAUAUAUUUAUAUUUAUAUGUCUUUGUCACUUAGCAGUUGUCAAGGCAAACUCAGGGUAGUAAAGAUUAUUUUUAAAUGAUUACAAAGAACAUGUUAUGAGGACAUAAAUCUUCAUAUUACCACAAAAUUUGAUUGCUAAUAUUUAUUUUGAGAAUAAAUACUAUGUUUGGGGUUUUUUGUGCAAGGAUUUUGCAGGGGUUUUUUUUUCUUCAGUACAUUAACAAAAUAAUGAGUAUUUGACAUUUUGAAUAAACAUGCGUAAAUGUA
Messenger RNA from Pomacea canaliculata, 2864 nucleotides. Its product is annotated as rab-like protein 2A. Gene Ontology annotation, molecular function: GTP binding; GTPase activity. Gene Ontology annotation, cellular component: endosome; Golgi apparatus. The coding region runs from base 20 to 712 and encodes 230 amino acids. Lineage: Eukaryota; Metazoa; Mollusca; Gastropoda; Architaenioglossa; Ampullariidae. The record is from RefSeq and is a predicted model, not a curated record. The transcript has 8 exons.